AUGCAAGCAUCAUUUGCUAUUCUUGUUGCUCUGGUCUUGUUGGGUUCUAUCUACUCAGCAUCGAUACCUACACAAUUUGAUCGUGAUCUUAUUCAAACUGAAGUUCAAUUCUUGGCAUCACUCACACCACAACAACGCAACAUUUGGAAUUCAAUCAAAGAUCAGUUGGUCAAUGUCACUAUUCAUACAGCUACAAGCACUCUUGGUUCUCUCUUGGGUAAACGCAAUGUUGAUGAUGCUGAAAUGGAAGUGUUCUUGUCAUCACUCACACCACAACAACGCAUCAGUUGGAAUUCAAUCAAAGACCACUUGUUUCAUGGUGCUAUGAAUACAGUUGCUAGCCAUCUUGGUGCAAUCCUUGGUAAACGCAAUGCUGACGAUGCUGAAGUUGAACUAUUCUUGACAUCACUCACACCACAACAACGCAACAUUUGGAAUUCAAUCAAAGACCAGUUGGUCAAUGUUGCUAUUCAUACAGCUACCACUACUCUUGGUUCUCUCUUGGGUAAACGUAAUACUGAUGAUGCUGAAA
Adineta steineri is the source of this 532-nucleotide messenger RNA. NCBI's taxonomy places the organism in Eukaryota, Metazoa, Rotifera, Eurotatoria, Adinetida, Adinetidae. The record is from the annotation of a GenBank genome assembly.